Phragmites australis (common reed) is the source of this 1679-nucleotide messenger RNA. RefSeq names its product protein WHAT'S THIS FACTOR 1, chloroplastic. Gene Ontology annotation, molecular function: RNA binding. The transcript has a single exon. The record is from RefSeq and is a predicted model, not a curated record. Lineage: Eukaryota; Viridiplantae; Streptophyta; Magnoliopsida; Poales; Poaceae. Bases 40 to 1293 code for a protein of 417 amino acids.
AGCACCCACGCUCUUCCACCCUGCCCGUCCGCAAUCGCAAUGCUUCGGCCGGCCGCCGCAGCCGCGGCCUGCGGCGCCCGCCGCCUCCUCCCGCUCUUCCCCGUCCGCUGCAUCUCCUCCCUAAAGGUCCCGUGGCGCCGCGACCCCGCCCUCGACGCUGCCAUCGUCCGCGACCGCCACUUCCGCCACGCGUACCGCCUGGUCCGCGAGGUGCUCCUCUCCCCUGGCCAGCGCCUCCUCUUCCGCUACCUCACCAAGCGCCGGGAGCGCAUCCGCCUCCCGGUCCUCGUCCCCACCUUCCUCCGCCGCUACCCCACCCUCCUUUCCGUUUCCCCUCCCCCCUCGCCCAUCGCCUCCCCCUCCCCGCAACUCCUCGCCUUCCUCGCCUUCGCCUCUCGCCUCCACGAACUCAACGCUCCGUUCCUCGCCUCCAGGCUCGCCAAGCUCCUCAUGAUCUCCUCCUCCCGCUCUCUGCCCGUCACCAAGAUCGCCUCCGCCAAGCGCGACUUCGGCCUCCCCGACGACUUCCUGGUCUCGUUGGUCCCGAGGUACCCCCACCUUUUCCGCCUCGUUGGUGACCCCGGGCCCGACGCGUCCGGGAAUGCGUUCCUCGAGCUGGUAUCUUGGGACGACCAGCUGGCGAAGUCAGUGAUCGAAUUGAGGGCCGACAAGGAGGCCGAUGCCGUUGGCAUCCGGCCAAGGCCGAACUUUGCUGUCAAAUUGCCCAAGGGGUUCUACCUCAAGAAGGAGAUGAGGGAGUGGGUGAGGGAUUGGCUUGAGUUGCCGUAUGUGUCACCUUAUGCAGCCGCGUCAGGGCUGCACCCAUCAUCACCGGAGGCAGAGAAGCGGUUAAUUGGUGUUUUACAUGAGGUGUUGUCCCUGACGGUAGAGCGAAGGAUGGCAAUUCCGAUUAUUGGGAAAUUUUGCGAGGAGUAUAGGCUGUCAAACGGAUUUGCUAAUGCUUUCACGAGGCACCCAGGGAUCUUCUAUGUUUCGCUUAAGGGUGGGAUCAAGACUGCGGUAUUGAGGGAAGCCUAUGAUGAGAAUGGGGAGCUUGUAGAUAGAGACCCAAUGAUGGAGUUGAAGGAGAGAUUUGUGGCAAUGAUGGAUGAGGGGCAUAAGGAAUAUUUGGAGGACUUGAGGAGGAAUAGGGAGGCGCUGCAGAAAGCGAGGGAGAAUGCAGCUCGCAAGGAUGGAAAAGUAGCCGUGGAGAUUGAGGAUCAGCUUGAGGAGGAAGGACGCAGUGAGGCUUCAGAAGGAGAUGAUGAUACAGAUGAUGUUUAUGCGCAGUAGGAGGCAAUGGAAGGCGGUGUUGUGAGUGGUUCUCCCAAUUCCAUUUGUUCCUCCUUAGCAUUGCUUGGAGAACAAUGACCAAGGAAAUUGAUUGAUUUCCCCAAGUUCUUUCUUUCAUCUGUUGGCUGUUAAUAAAAAAGGAUAUUGGAAUUAUGCCCAACCACCAACCAGUUUGAUUUCGAAAUGAGGCUGAAAUGAAGGCUUUCUGAAGAUCUGCCUGUUUGACAGUGUUAAUGACUGGUGAGAUCCUUUGUUGACUUAUCACUUGAAACAUGUUCUUUUAAGUAAUCUUCAUGAAAGCCUUUGUUGGUUGUUAGCUCAGCAGGGUUGGGACCUUUGCAAUACAUUCAGACCCAAGAAUAUAUUUAUAAGCCGAUCACUGCAAA